GUUAUAAAUGAGGUGAGCUACUGAAAAGUACUGAAAACUGGAAUACGACACAACAUUAAAACCUUGGUUAUUAAUUCCAGCAAUGUGUAAAAAACAGAUAUUCAAGGUUAUCACAUUUUCUGUACUUUUGGUGGCACUCUAUGUACUUCUGCAGGAUACAAACUACCUUCGUUAUGUGAAUUCAUAUGUGGGAGACAACGAUGAACAAGAUAAAGAGCUUAAUCAAAUCUUUGAGGUCGAACCUUUUAAAAAUGUUGAUAAAUCUUCGCUAAACACGACACAAAAUCAAAAUAUCACUUUAACAAAACAUACCGAAGAGUCUAAUGGGCAUUCAACACUUCCAAAACCUAGUUCGAUCUCGACGAAUGAUACACAAAAUAUUGAAUUGAGCAAAACAUUUUUCAAAAGAGUGGCGUUUGUGAAAGUUCACAAAGCAGGAAGUUCAACCGCACAGAACAUUUUUCUACGCUACGGUGAAUCUCGCAACCUAACGUUUGUAAUGUCGAGAGUUCGAGACCAUCAAUAUGACAACGUUAUCAGUUUACAGUCAUCUUUGAAUAACGAUAACAUUCUUCCUCCUCCGACAAAUAGAACAUUUGAUAUUUUAUGCUGCCAUGUUUUGUAUAAUAAUGAAGCGUUUAAUAAGUAUAUGCCAAAUGACACAGCGUAUAUAGGUAUUGUUCGCGAACCAUUUGAUCAGUUCUUGUCAACUUUAAAUUAUUUUAGGCCUACUCAUAUAUUGAAAAACAUUAUAGCUGAAAACAAAGUUUUAAAGUAUCUCCAAUAUCCUACUCAUUAUGAACAUGGUUUACCAUAUUGGUGGUCAAUGACAAACAACAGAAUGGCUGUUGAAUUUGGUUUUCCUUCUAAUCUAUUUCGUCAAUAUUCAGCAGAAGAAAGCAUGGAGUACUUGAGGAAACUUGAUAAGGAAUUCCAGUUUGUGAUUAUAAUGGAAUAUUUCACUGAGUCUGUAGUUAUGAUGAGACGUUUAUUAGGCUGGACUAUAAAGGAUGUCUUGUAUUUAAGGAAAAAUACAGCACGAAAGUCAUAUCAAUUUGUUGACAAUACCAAUAGGUAUUUAUACGAAAGAUUUGCAAAGUUAGACUACGACUUGUACAAUUUCUUUUACAGACGCCUGUGGUCACAGAUUCAAAAGGAGGGUUUAGACUUUCAAUUUGAAUUGUUAUAUUUUGGUCGAUUACGUGAAGAAGUAGAGGAUUAUUGCAUUUUUAAGGCACAUCACAGCAAAGGUUAUUAUGUCGAAACCUCGAAGUGGUCUACGUCAUUUACAGUUACUCAAAAAGACUGUGAAUAUCUUAACAUGCAUGAGAUGUCGUUUGUUGAAAAAAUACGACACCGUCAAUAUAACUAUCUUGAAUAAGAUUCAUUAAUUUGUAGAUGUUAGAACAUAUCGGCUACAAAUAGGUUUAAUGCGCUCUAGAACAAUAUUGAUUCCUACAUGCAUGCAGAACGUUAAAAUAAGAAAAACAAACGACAAUCUGAAUUGCAUUAAUUUAAAUAAACAGUUAUUUUUUUUUGCUGAAUUAAAAUGAGUCUUAUGUGAGAAUUGCUAAUUUGCCUACCUUUUUAAAGUUAAGACCAUUUUAACAUU
Mytilus trossulus (common blue mussel) is the source of this 1612-nucleotide messenger RNA. Its product is annotated as galactose-3-O-sulfotransferase 2-like. The transcript has 2 exons. Gene Ontology annotation, biological process: glycolipid biosynthetic process. Bases 83 to 1381 code for a protein of 432 amino acids. Gene Ontology annotation, molecular function: galactosylceramide sulfotransferase activity. NCBI's taxonomy places the organism in Eukaryota, Metazoa, Mollusca, Bivalvia, Mytilida, Mytilidae. Gene Ontology annotation, cellular component: membrane. The record is from RefSeq and is a predicted model, not a curated record.